Messenger RNA from Megalopta genalis, 8123 nucleotides. It is a transcript of the gene Mgtor, whose product is annotated as nuclear basket protein megator. The record is from RefSeq and is a predicted model, not a curated record. Gene Ontology annotation, biological process: mRNA export from nucleus; regulation of mitotic spindle assembly; protein import into nucleus. Gene Ontology annotation, molecular function: structural constituent of nuclear pore. NCBI's taxonomy places the organism in Eukaryota, Metazoa, Arthropoda, Insecta, Hymenoptera, Halictidae. Gene Ontology annotation, cellular component: nuclear pore.
CUUCAUACAUAAUUCUAAGCCGGUUGCCCCCGCAUGGGCUUACUAUGGUGAAGCACUAGUGUAUUGUAGUUUCUACUGUUUGCAGUGAGCCGCGUCCGCGUCAGUUCGAUAAAGACCACAGUGAUUUACAGAGAAGAAGGCGAUAGAUAGAUUCUGAAUGUAUCGUCAAAUGCGCCAUCAAUCGAACACAAUUUAUCUAGAAGAACGAGUUUAUUAUUAAAGAAAGGUUUGCUCGAUCAACAAAACACCUUACGACAAAGAAAGAUGGAAAAGACGGACGAGAACGAUCACAACGCGUUGCAAGAGGUUUUAAGUGACGAAGAGUUGACACGAAUCCCGGAAGGAUGCGUUAAAAAGUUAAAUACGUUCUUCAACGAGAAAUUUGAACGUUAUAUCACAGCUAAGGCAGUUUUCGAAACCAAUAAAAAGAACUUUGAUCAAACUUUAGAAAAACUACAAAAGAAUUUAACAGAAGAGAAGUCAAAUUUUGAGGAAUGCAAGGAAAAAUUGACAUUGUCAGAGAAGUAUACUUAUGAAUUACAAAACAAUUUGGAUACAUCCAAGAGUGAAAUAUCAAAAUUACAGGACUCUGUUAAAAGAUUAGAGAAAGAAAGUUCAGAGCUGCGCAGACAUAGAGAUACAGUUGUGGAUGAAAGAGAUGCAUUGCAAUUGCAAGUUGAAAGACGUGAUACAGAGCUUGAAAGAAUGCAUACAGAAUUAUCUUCUCUGGGUACACAACUUCAGAAUGCUGUUGCUUCUAAAUGCCAAGCUCUGGCCGAGACAGAAGAGAUUCGGAGUCGUGAAAUGACUCUUGAAUUUAAGGAGAAACGACUAGAGCAAGAAAGAGUUUUGAUUCAACAACAAAUGACAGGACUUGAGGAAGAAUUGACAAAGAGGAUGUCAGAAUUGCAGGCAACUAGAGCUGAAUCAUCUUCACGAGCUCUUAUAACCGAUACUCGUUUGGCACAGCGCGACGAAGAAUUACGUAUCGCCAACGAAGCAGCAUCACAGUUGCGGGAAUCUUAUACAUCUCUGCAAAGACGUUGCGACGAACUCGCUCAGAAACUGGAGGAACAACGUACUCAAGAAAUUUCUAUGCAUGCUUCUUAUAGAGAAGAGAUUAGCGCCCAAACCAGACUAGCAGAUCUUUAUAAAGGCAUGGCCGACGAAGCCAAUGCUAAAGCCGAAGAAUUUAGUAAUGCAGUUAAAGAACUACAAGAAUUAUUAGAGCACGCUACUGAUCAAUAUGGUGGACUUGAGACAACACACAACCAGCUUCAGUUACAGCACAAAGAAGAUUUAGAAGAAAAGGAACAAAAGAUAGAGGAACUUUCAAAAGAAUUAGAACAUGCGAAUGAGUUGCUUAAGAACAUCAAGCAAGAACGAUUGGAUCAAGCUGUUGAGCAACUCGCGCCAACAGCGGCCAUUGCCAGCCGCGUGUUGAGAAAAGGUCUCAGUCUUACUCAAAUAUAUACACAAUUAGUCGAAGUAACGAAUGAACUAACAUCGGAACGCGAAGAGAAUGAACGUUUAAAAUCUCAGAUGGAUGUUAUUCUGCGCGAACUAGAGGAGAAAGCGCCUAUUUUGCAACAACAACGCGAAGAUUAUGAAACUGCUAUGACCAACAUCGCGACACUUACAUCUAGAUUAGACGAACUUCUAGCAGAGAAUCAUAAGCUGCAAGAAUCAUCAGAUGAAGCGAAUCGUAUUGCUAAACAUCAUACUAAGGAAAAUCAGAGGUUAAAGUCAGAAUUAUCGGAUUUGGCUCGUCAGGUGUGCUUCCUCUUGAAAGAAGUACAAGAGAGCAGAAGUGGUAUAACCAUGCAUUCGAGUGAAUUCUCAAAUACUGUGGACAUGGAAAAUCUCGCUUCAUCAGAGAUCAUUAGCAAAAAGCUUGUCACUUUUAAAGACAUCGAAGAAUUGCAAGAAAACAAUCAGAAAUUAUUAUCAAUAGUUCGUACUCUAUCAUCAAGACAGGAAGAAAUUGAAAGAGCAACUGACGAAAUCAAUUCUGGAGAAAUGAAAGAGAAAUUGGACAGAUAUUUAGAACAGUUGGAGGACAUGCAAGCUGCUCAAGACAGACAAACGAAAAUGUUGGAGGGUCUUCUAAGACAAAGAGACAUGUACAAAAAUAUGUAUCAACAAUGUUUGAAACAGACAGGUACAUCGGAGAAGAAGGAGGCUCUCGAAACACCGGGAGAAGAAGUCAAGGAAGAAGGCGAAGAGAAACUAGCCGCCGACGAGUCAUCCAAAGCUACUUCUACUGAUGCUAACGUAGAAAAAGAAUUGAAGAAGCAAUUGACAGAAUGCGAAUCUAAAUUGAAACAGGUUACAGACGAAUUCGACACUUAUAGAAAAGAAAGAACUGCUCACGAAAAAAUGUUGGGUGAAGAAGUCGAGAGGCUUAGAAAGCAAGCUGAAGCAAGUUCGGGUCGCUGUUGUAGAUUGAAAGCACAAUUGGACUCUUCGAAUGAUAGAUUUAAUCUCCUACAAGCGAACGUUUCUUCUUACAAAUCCCAAAUAAAGGUGCUUGAAGAAAAAUGUUCCAAUUACAACGUAACAAUCGGCAAACACGAACAAAGCUUAAUGAUUCUGAAAGAUGAAGCUUUGUCAGCCCAAACACGGCUGUCUCGAGCGGAAGUGCAGCUAGAGAACUUGCGACAGGAGAGACAACUUCUACGAGAUUCGGAAGGUCGUCUGCUUAAGGAACGUGAAAUAUUUCAACGAGAGCGUCAAACGCAGGCUUUGUUGCGAGCAGAUGUCGAGUCUAUCAAAGCUAGUUUAGAGCGUGUCCAAGCUGAGGGUCAUAUGCGUGCAGAACAACGUCUGGAUGAUGCAACCAGGGAGUGUGCAGCAUUGCGACGACGGUUACAGGAAGAACAGGACAGAUUCAGAGAAUUGUCCAGCCAUUUGGAGAGACAGCUUACUACGGCGCAAGAAAGAUUAACCGAGGAACGAAAUAUAACACAGCAAAUCAAAACAGAGUUGGAGCAAGCCCGCCAAUCUGAUACUCAGAAUACACAGCGCAUCGAGGAGCUUAACACUAAACUUAGACAAGCUGUUACCCAUGCUAUAUCAAAGCCUUUCACUGGUGACGAAAAUCUCGUGAAGAGAUUAAAAGAAGUUGAGAUGCAACUUGCGACAACGCAGGCGGAGGCGAAGUCAUUGUCGGAACAGUUAAAAGCUGCACGGCAGCAAAGCCAACAGUAUUGUGACAUAGCCGAGAGUUCAGAGGCGCAGUUAAGAGAGCUAACCGCGCAACACAAUAAAUCUAAAGAAGAAUUAGAAAAGGCUUUGAAGGAUGCACGCGUAGAAAUAAUGGGUCUUCACAAGAGGGUGCAGGAACUAGUGGAAGAAUUAGCGAGAGUUUCUAGCGGUAGACAAGAAACCGAUUCAGAACUAAGAGAAAAAUUAGCUGAUGCAGAAAGGAAACUUGAGGAAUUAGAUGAAGUUAAAGGAGAAUUAGAGAUCGUUAAAAGUGAUUUACAAUCUGCUUCGGCAACUGCGAAAGAAGCUGAAGAAAAAUACGCUAGAGAAAUGGUUCUGCAUUCGUCAGAUCUGCAGGCAUUAGCUAAGAUUAAAGAAGAAGCUCGGUUAGUGGACCAGAAGAUCACAACCCUCACCCAAGAAAGAAACAGUGCCGUAGAAGCUUUGGAACUGGAGAGAUCGGCUUGUCAAGAAAGAGAAAAGAAAUUACACGCCGAAAUGCACGAAAUGCAGCAACGGAUAAAUGACUUGGAUGCACAAAAUGUUAUUUUACACAAUCAAAUUCAAGAGUUGAGCGACAAAACAGCGAUCAUGCAUAGUCAGCAAACUAAGAUCAGCGAUCGAGAAAGUCCUGACACCAGUUUCGAAACGAUGAACCGCAGCUUUAGUGGAUUAGAAGACGAUUCUAAAUCUGCAGAGCAAUUGUUGAGAGUAAUGAAGUACCUGAGGCGCGAGAAAGAUCUGGCUGUAACGAAGUUCGACGUUCUUAGGGCGGAGAAUCUGAGAAUAAAAUCUCAAGCGGAGGUACUAGAAAAGAGAUUGAAAGAAACGGAAGCGGUUCUUAAUUCGGAAAGGGAGAAAUCCGAGAUCGAUGUAGUAACCACGUCAAAACAUGCAGAGCUAUUACGAAAAGUUGAAACCUUGAAUGCGAUCACGGAUUCAAACAGAAUUUUGAGAGAGGAAAGGGAUAACUUGAGCGGAAAGAUGAUAGAACUUACUGCAAAGGUUGCGGCGCUCUCUGAGGAAGUAGGUCCUCUUCGAGAUUCGACAAGAGAUUUGCAAGUGAAGACUGAAGCGUUGACGCAAGAGAACUCGAGCCUCAAAGCGGAAGCAACUAGAUGGAGACAGAGAGCCAACGCAUUGGUGGAGAGAGCUAACAAGACAAGUCCAGAAGAUUGGCGCAGAUUGCAAACCGAACGUGAGAAUCUUAGCAAAUUGCUUACAUCGGAGCGAGAAACACAUGCCAAACGUGCUGAAGAGAUAGUUCAGCUGAAGACCGAGAAGACCAAGCUCGAAGAACAAUUGCUUCAUCUCCAGAGACAAGUACAAGCACAGAGCGAAGAAAUUCAAAAAACCUCUGAGGAAGCCCGCAAGCUGGGCCAGGACUUGAGCGAAGCCCUCGCUGACUCUUCCUCCAAAACUAAAGAUCUGGCGACAUUGAAGAAGGAGCUUGGAGAUAAAGAAGCGGUUCUUAAUGACAUCAAGAACAAAGAGAUACAGAUUCGAAAGAUAGCAAAGAAAUACAAGACCCAGUACGAGGAUCUCGCGAAAACGGUGGAGGAAGAGAAGACUAGAACCGAAGAGUCCCGAAUGGCGGCUGGUACUUCUGGUACCGAAGACACCUCGCAGGUAUCUCAAGAACGCGAGGACCAAUUGAGAGAAGAGGGUCGAGCAGAAUUACGCCAAGCGAAUAUAGAGUUGACUACAAAAAUCGACGAGUUGUCCCGGCAAAUGGAGUCUGUGCAAAGUGAAGCCGAUUUGCUCAAAAAGGAAAUAGAUACGAUGAAUAAAACCAGCGUGGAGAAGGAAGAGCGUGCCAAGCAAGUACUGAAAGGUGCUAGAACGAAGAUCAUGCAGCUGACAGAAUCGAAGAAGAUCUGUGAGAAGGAAUUGCUUGAUUUGAAGGCAAAACUGGAGACAGGUGCUACGGAAUCGGACACUACUGAACACGAUGCUCGGCUGGUAGCUCUUAAAUCUCAGAUGGAGGGCAGAAUCUCUCGUCUAGAGCACGAGAAAGCAGACAUUCAGGCAGAAAAGGAAACUUUGGUGCAAAGGGUCAACCAGUUGCAACGGCAGUUGGCUGGAGUCAGUGGUGUUAGUGCUACCACUGAACCUCCUACAGCUAACAUUAAACCGAUGUCCGCUCGAGCUGAGACUCCGUUAGCAAGUAUCCGUCCUAUGAGUGUUGUUGUUCAAUCUAGAACUGCCGCGGUUCUACCCACCACUGCUAGCGCACCAGUAAUGGUAGCGCCUCAUCAGCAGCAACAGUCGCAGCAGCAGGUAGUGCACACCACUGAAACUAGCUCUCCAACUAGUAGUCUUCCGGAUUUCCAACCAGCUAGCACUAGCAGCUCGUCGCAGACGACUCCCAGCACUUUGCGUCAACUGGUUGUACAGCCUCAGUUGAGCGAGUCGGCAGAGUCGACGCAAAGAGAGGAUCCAGAGAGUGCUGAGACCCUCAAUGUCCAGCAACAGCAAUGUCAACAGCAGCAGCAGCAACAACAACAGCAGCAGACUGUAGCGUUGGUCAGUCCAAGAGUCGAGCAACAACAGCAGCAACAACAACCUGCUGCUAGCGAUCAACAGCAGACUGUAGCUAGCAGUUCCACGCAGUCGGUGAGCACGUCUCAAGCUUCCACAGGUCACAAGCGUCCUAGAACACUGGAUUCAACAGCGUCAGGAUCUGGAAUCGAGGCUAUCGAUCACAGUAGACAGGAUCAGGCGUUGAGUCCCAAAACCAAACGUAGCAGACAAGAAAUAGCGUCCACUGCCAGUGCUAGCGCUUCAGAAGUCGAGUACCAGGUGCCAACGUCGAGCCAACGGGAUCAAGAUGAAGAAGUCGAGGAGGGCUGUGUAGUUGUAGUGGACUGUGACGAAGGCGAAGGUGGUGGCAACCAUCAAGCGCAAGAAGAGGAAGAAUUUGACAAUGACCCGUACGAGAUGGAAGAAGAAGAGGAGAUGCCUUACGAGGUUGAGGGCGAAGUGGAAAGGGACAAUAACGAAGUUGAGAUUAUCAUGGGUGAAGAUUCCACGAGUGUAGAAGUCCCCAGACAGGCGCAAGUCACGGUACCCACAAACCAGCAACAACAACAAUCAGAAGCAAUAAGCAGCGCUGGACCAACCGGGGAACCACCGACAUCAUUUGCAACGAGAUCAUCGCGUGGUAUCGCACCAAUGCCUAGGCAGCAACAACAACAACAUCUGCUUCUGCCACAACAGGGAUACGAAGAUGGUGGCGACGACAGUAUAGUACCGAGUACUCCAACUCUGUUUGUUCCACGUCGUGGAGAUGGAUUCGGAGAAGCUGUUAGUUCGCCACAAGUUCCUCAGGGACGUUUCACCUUCGGUGACUCAUCCGCGCCUACGACUGCAUCGUCUACUCCAUCCAUGUCGACCUCCUCUGGUUCAGCAGCUCGAACGAUAUUCGGUUCAUCGAGUUCUAGCGUGGCACAAGUGGUCCAGGAGGGCAUGGAUGACAGUAGAAUGGAUCUGGUACAAUUAGAUGACGGUGGUACUGGUCGUAGCGUACCUACAACGCCCUUGCAAGUUUCGCCGGCAGCUGAUUUACCACCUUCGACAAGCAGUGGACCAUCCGAAGAGCCGGAAACAAUGGUCUCGGUGACCCCUGCGUCAGUAACAGGUACCACUGUUGGUGAUACUAGCGAAGAACCUGCGAUACCUAGUAUACGUGUAGUCGGUGUCGAUGAUCAGCAACAUAGUCAAACUGAAAUAAUCACAGAAUCUAUGACACCGACUGAAGGCAUGAGCUCGGACAGUGAGAAGCGUACGGAGGAAGCUGGUCCACUCAUGUCUGGGGAGGAUGAUGCGGUGGACACUGGCGAAGGCACCGAGGAACCCGGUAGCGACAUAGUGGAGGACGAAGUUGAGGAAGAGAGUUGCGAGGCGGAGGCAAGUCCAUCUAGCAACACACGGCAGAGGGUGAUGCGACAAGCUGCGGUCGCAGCUGCUGCUGCCAGAACAGCUACUGCCAGAAGAUCAUCUCGGUCGCCAUUCAGAGCAGCACGGGGUAGUCGGCCUACGCCUAUCGUUUGGGAAAGUCAGUCUGGCAGGGGACAACCUGUGGUACGUGGAGGACACGCGGCGAGAGGGCCUAACAACGAGACCGGAAGAGGACGUGGAACGAGAGGACGCCGGAUGCGCUCCAAAUAUCCGUCGUACGCGCGAUUCUAAGGACUAAGAGUGAUGAUUCUUUGUAUACGAGAUCACGUGAGAAAAAAAGAAAAAGAAAGAUCACCGUUUCCGCGUUCGAACGGUGUAACGGGCUGACUGGUGGGCUGUUAAUAUAACAACAUUUCAAAUGAGAAUAUUUUUAUUUAGCAUUAAUUAACGAUAAUUAUGUUGUACAGAUAGAUCGAUCGACACGAACCCGUAAAAAAAGAACUUUAUACUAUGGAAAUUAGCAGCGGCGGGUACGCCAUUUUCUCUUACACUAUAUCUCGAUAAUUGAAAGAGACAUUCCUUUCAUCGGCUUCUCUUUUGUUUCCUUCGCUGAUGAGAAUACUUGUAAACACACAUACACAUAUAUACACGCAUACACACACCCACAACUCAUUGAGAACUACAUAGCAUUUAAGUUAUCCUAUUUAUUUACUUGUAGAAAGUAAUUUUUUUUUAUUGAGCCUGUCGUUUGACUAAAUAUCGUCGGUACAGAUGCACACGAAACUGAACGCGGUUUCGUCGCGAGACUAAACCCGACCCGGCUAGUUUUAGUCGGUUCCUUAAUCGAUACAAUAAAAAAAACGAUUUCUCAGGAUGCGUCAGGAGUGUAUUAGUUGUCUUCUAAAGCACAUUUUAUUUCAGUGUUUUACAGUGUUUAUCCAGUUUUUAAGUGAUUAUGCUUAAGUAUGACUUCCACGUGUCAGUGAUAAAUAUUAAUAAAUACUAUACAAAAUAAA